CAUCCGCCGCCACGCCCAGGCGAUUAUGAGAGUGCAUCACUUCAAGCUCCAUCAACAGCUUCACCCGCAAACACCCAACAUCGUCAUGGAAGUGGCACGCAUAGCCAUGAACGGGCAAGCCCUCAGCAGAAAUUCCAUUUCUGCGACUCUGGCCAGAAGAUCCACACCUCUCCUCCGCGCUUCAUCUAUUCCUCUCCAAAGAGCUCAGCAAAGACACUUACAUCUUACCCCUCGAGCUCCAGCACCCAAUACCAGCCUGCUAGGAAUCAACAACUCGAAAAUCCCCACGUCAUACUUCACCCGUCCUUCUUUACCAGCAAAUACCAUUAUUCGUUUCGUGCCACAGCAGACAGCAUGGAUUGUCGAGCGAAUGGGAAAGUUCAAUCGGAUUCUCGCCCCGGGACUGGCGAUUCUGGUGCCGUUUAUUGAUCGCAUAGCUUAUGUGAAGAGUUUGAAGGAAUCGGCGAUUGAAAUUCCUAGUCAGAGUGCGAUUACAGCGGAUAAUGUUACACUUCAACUGGAUGGUGUUUUGUACACUAGAGUGGUGGAUGCUUAUAAGGCUAGGUAAGCUUGCAGUUUUAUUUCCUUUUGACAAAAUAUGAACUAACAACACAAGUUACGGAGUCGAAGACGCCGAAUACGCCAUCGGUCAACUCGCCCAAACAGCUAUGCGUUCAGAAAUUGGUCAACUAACACUCGAUCACGUCCUGAAAGAGCGAGCAGCCCUUAACACUAACAUCACCCUCACAAUCAACGAGGCCGCUCAAGCCUGGGGUGUGGUCUGUCUGCGAUACGAAAUUAGAGAUAUCCACGCCCCAGAAGGAGUUGUAGCAGCCAUGCAUCGACAGGUUACCGCCGAGCGCAGUAAACGGGCUGAAAUUCUGGAAUCAGAAGGUCAAAGACAGAGUGCUAUUAAUAUCGCAGAGGGAAGAAAGCAGAGUGUCAUUCUCGCAUCUGAGGCGUUGAAGAGUGAGCAGAUCAAUAUGGCUUCUGGAGAGGCUGAAGCUAUCCUGUUGAAAGCCAAGGCGACUGCAGCUGGGAUUGAAGCCGUUGGACGAAGUAUUUCGGAAGGAAAGGAAGCUGCUCAGGGAGCUGUCAGUUUGAGUGUCGCUGAGAAGUAUGUUGAUGCUUUUGGCAAGUUAGCCAAGGAGGGUACAGCUGUUGUUGUACCUGGAAAUGUUGGUGAUAUCGGCAGUAUGAUUGCCAGCGCUAUGGCGGUAUACGGACAGGUUGGGAAUGCGCAAUCAAAAACUAUGGCUGCGAGAGUAUUAGAAAACUCCUCAUCGGAAAGCACGCCCGAAAUUUAUGGAUUGGAGACACCAGCUGAUGAAAUGAAGAGGACCAUGCUCGCUUCUUUCGAGAAUACGAGACAGAGGAAGUAG
Messenger RNA from Hymenoscyphus albidus, 1382 nucleotides. Lineage: Eukaryota; Fungi; Ascomycota; Leotiomycetes; Helotiales; Helotiaceae. The record is from the annotation of a GenBank genome assembly.